Messenger RNA from Macroventuria anomochaeta, 945 nucleotides. RefSeq lists its product as uncharacterized. The record is from RefSeq and is a predicted model, not a curated record. Bases 1 to 945 code for a protein of 314 amino acids. The transcript has a single exon. NCBI's taxonomy places the organism in Eukaryota, Fungi, Ascomycota, Dothideomycetes, Pleosporales, Didymellaceae.
AUGCAGCCUUUCAAACUGACCACAUCCAACAAUGGCACCGUCGCUGGCGCCCACUCCAUCCCAUCGUCAUCGUCUUUGUCAGUCAAAUACCGCCCUCUGAUAAUCGGACUUCAUGGCGGCUGCUACGAUCAUCAAUACUUCGACUCCCUCCCAGACUACUCCGCAUCACCGGCCAGUGCCGCAUUCGGCAUCCCAUUCGUAGCAAUUGAUCGCCCGUCCUACGGCGGCACGAGCUCGAUCCUUCCAAUAUCCGUUGGCUCAGACUUUACCACAGAAAGUGCGACUUCUCUGCAUCAACACAUCCUGCCAAAGCUUUGGGACACAUUUGGAGUACCGAAUGAAUGCACCUGCAUCGUUCUUCUCUGCCACAGCCUCGGCGUAAUGCCCGGCGUCGCGACCGCAGCCCUGCACGCACAGGACAAGACUGCUCGCUAUCCCCUGGGCGGCCUGAUCGCAAGUGGGAUGGGCGACGUGCAAUCCGCAUCUGCAAAGGCCGCCACGCCUUCUUACCCUAAGUUGGACGACGGCCACGCGUUGUGCCCCUUGGAGCUGAAAGACGCCGUGAUGUUCAAGCCCGGGACAUAUGCACCAGAAAUGCUUACGCAAAGCGCGCGCUUGAAUGCUGUGGUGCCUGUGCCUGAGAUCGAAGAGUUUGCGACCAAGUGGUUGCCGGUGUGGAAGGAGAGGUGGGCGCCUGCUGUUAGAGUUCCGGUUAUGUAUGCGUUGGUUGAGGGUGAUCCGUUUUUCGUGGCUACAGAGGGAGAGGUUGAGAGGUGUGUGCGUGCUUUCAGCGGUAGUGUUCGUGCGGAAGGGAGUUUGAUAAGGGGUGCGCCGCAUUGCGUUGAGCUGAGCUAUUGGGCGCAGGGAUGGUAUGCGAGGUGCUUUGGGUUUGCGAUGGAGUGCGGUGCCAGUUUUGGGGAUGUUGGAAGAAGAAACGUACGAUGA